This is a messenger RNA of Glycine soja, 1338 nucleotides long. Its product is annotated as protein PLANT CADMIUM RESISTANCE 10-like. The record is from RefSeq and is a predicted model, not a curated record. NCBI's taxonomy places the organism in Eukaryota, Viridiplantae, Streptophyta, Magnoliopsida, Fabales, Fabaceae. The transcript is spliced from 4 exons. The coding region runs from base 346 to 903 and encodes 185 amino acids.
UUUCGAUAUUCGUCUAUGAUUCUCCCUUUCUCUCUUUAAGAAUCAAUGUUUGGGUCAAAUCUGAUUUCGCACAAUUUUAUGCUUUUGAUUUCUCACGUUCUUCGAAAUCACGAUGAAACUCAGCUUUGAAUCCUUUCUCUCAUUAUCACUGUUCACACGAUGAAAACUAUGCUAUAAGUAUGCCAUGAUAAACAAUAGGGCGCCUUCUGUUGACCGUUUAGCAAAGAUCAUUAAAAUUUGAAUUUCGGCUGGGUUGAUGUUAAAUUUCACGUUUAAUCAAAUUUUGGAGCAUUACGUCAAAGAUUCAAUGGGAACAAGCUGGGAUUUAUUAUCUGUUUCAACAAUAUGAAGAACCAACACGGUUAUGUGCCACCUGCUUACAUACCUUUGGGGCAGUCAGAUUCAGAGGCAGUGGAUGUCUCUCUGCUUAGUACCAAUGGAUCAAACCAAAUGCAGGCUCAGUGGUCUUCUGGCAUCUGUGCUUGUUGCGAUGAUAUGCAGAGUUGUUGUAUUGGUUGUCUUUGUCCUUGCUUUCUCUUUGGGAAGAAUGCAGAAUUUCUGGGUUCUGGAACUUUCCUAGGAUCAUGUGUUACCCAUUUUAUAUUAUGGAGUGUGGUUAAUACAGCCUGCUGCUUAUUAACUGAUGGCUUGUUUUGGGGAUUACCGGGAUGCCUUGUUUCAUGUUAUGCUUGUGGCUACCGCAAGGCUUUAAGGUCAAAGUAUAAUUUGCCGGAAGCACCCUGUGGGGAUUUUGUUACCCAUUUUUGCUGUCAUCCUUGUGCCAUCUGUCAAGAGUACCGUGAGAUACGUGAAAGAUCUGGGGAUUGUGAAGCCACAGACUUGAAGCUAGCUGUAGUUGCAGCUCCGCCAAUUCAGACAAUGCAGUCUGAUUCUAAGCAGUGAUGCGGCUGCCAUUCUCCCCCUGCACAAUGACCGUGUAUGAUCUGAAGGGUUGCAAACUUGACUGAGGCCUGUGGUUCACUCUAAAUUACACACUCCUAGUUAAUGUAGUUAUACUAUAAUACUGAUGGUCGCGUUUUCUCAGUUUUACCUUUUUAAUUCUCUUUUAGAGAAAGCUAGAGGAAUAUCACAUAGCUAGUUGUAGUUGUACAUGAAAAAUUUAGUGCGUUUGAUGCCUAGUUUACAUUACCUUUUAUUUUAGUGUCACCUUUACCCUUUAUACUCUUGAAAGACAAGUGAAAAAACUUAUGCCAUGACAUUACCUAAUUUGUUAAUGCGGGGAUCAUUGCUAUGCCUCUCAGUGGGUAAGUUAUUGAAGGUUACCGCUGUACCUUGUCCUAAUUGAGAUUCAAGAAACCUCCAAAGCUUUUAAUAGUA